AUGUUCCGCAGGAAGCCUGCUGCAGCAGACCAAGCCGAUUCGACGGCUACGUCCACUACGGCGGCCGGUGAGAUCAACAACGUCGAGGCGGAGAAAGGGCCUUUCAACGAUGAAUCCAAACUCCCGUUCAUGACACUCAGGACCUUCUUUAUGGCCGUUCUCGUCUCAUUUGGUGGUCUCUGCUUUGGAUACGAUACAGGUCAAAUCAGUGGUUUUCUAGAAAUGAACGAUUUCCUUAGCAAUUUUGCCGACCAAAAGAAUCCUCUCGCCUUCUCAAACGUUCGCUCGGGAUUGAUUGUUGGCAUGCUGUCAAUUGGCACACUGGUUGGCGCAUUGAUUGCAGGUCCCCUUGCAAACAACAAAAUCCUUGGCCGAAAAUAUUCGAUCUGCAUCUGGUGUACCGUCUUUUGCAUCGGCGUGAUUAUCCAAAUCAGCUCGCUUGGUCCACGCUGGUAUCAGGUCAUGAUUGGUCGUAUCAUCGCAGGUUUGGCCAUCGGUGGUCUAUCAGUGAUGGUGCCCGCGUACCAGGGCGAAUCGAGCCCUCGACAUAUUCGUGGCGCUAUUGUCUGCUCUUAUCAACUCUUCAUCACGAUCGGAAUCUUGAUUGCCAAUCUCAUCAACUUUGGCACGGAAAGCAUCCACAACACAGCCUCGUGGCGUAUACCCAUGGGUAUCGGAUUCUUGUUUGCGAUCACUCUCGGAUUCGGUAUACUCUUUUUCCCCGAAACACCUCGACACGACUAUCGCCAUGGAAAGAUCGAUAACGCUACGAACAGCAUCGCCAAGUUCCACGGCGUGUCCGCCAGACACAGCGUUGUCAGGGAUCAACUCAUGGAAAUGCAGGAGAAGUUCGAACUGGAGCAAGAGGGUGGAAAGCAUCCUUGGUACGAGGUGCUUACCGGCCCAAGAAUGUUCUACCGAACGAUGCUUGGGAUGGUCAUCCAGGCUCUUCAGCAGCUGACUGGUGCGAAUUACUUCUUUUACUACGGUACCACCGUCUUUGCCAGCGUCGGCCUGAGCAAUUCCUAUGUGACCCAGAUCAUUCUCGGUGCUGUGAAUGUCGGAACCACAUUUCCCGGUCUGUACUUUGUCGAGAAGUUCGGCCGACGUAAAUGUCUCAUGAUCGGAGCUGCAUGGAUGUUCAUGUGCUUCGUGAUCUUUGCAUCAUUGGGCCAGUUCGCUCUGAAGAACGGCGACGGCACCAACAAUCAGGGCGUCGGGUAUGCCAUGAUCAUCUUUUCAUGCUUGUUCAUCGCCGCGUUCGCCUCGACAUGGGGUCCGAUGGCAUGGGCAGUGACGUCUGAAAUCUAUCCUUCGCGAUACCGAUCUCAAGCUAUAGCCAUGUGCGCUGCAAGCAACUGGCUCUUCAACUUUCUGAUUGCAUUCUUCACGCCCUUCAUCACCGGCGACAUCAAUUUCGCCUACGGCUACGUCUUUGCAGGAUGUAACUUGUUCGCCGUGUUCUUCGUGUACUUCUUCCUUCCCGAAACAUCAGGUCGCUCUCUCGAGGAGAUCGACACCAUGUUCCUACUCGAAGUCAAGCCUUGGAACAGCGCAAAAUGGGUCCCACCCAAGCCCGAGGAUCUCAUUACUGCCGACAAAUUGCGAUUGAAUACCGGUGCUAGAGGCAUCACGAAGAAGCAGGAAGCUGGCGGUGGUGAGACAGAACAGCAGGAAACGCUGAUGACUCGAUCGCAAGCUCAAAACGACUUGCCGCACGUCCCGAUUGUGGAAGGGCCAGAAUAUCACCUCGGCGCCGGUGUCAGAGGGAACUCUUUCAUCCGUGCACACUAA
Molecule: messenger RNA, 1794 nt
Organism: Exophiala viscosa
Lineage: Eukaryota; Fungi; Ascomycota; Eurotiomycetes; Chaetothyriales; Herpotrichiellaceae
Product: MFS transporter
Exons: 3
Coding region: 1-1794 (597 amino acids)
Biological process (GO): carbohydrate transport; transmembrane transport
Cellular component (GO): plasma membrane
Molecular function (GO): carbohydrate:proton symporter activity
Source: RefSeq, a predicted model, not a curated record